Ostreobium quekettii is the source of this 2145-nucleotide messenger RNA. Lineage: Eukaryota; Viridiplantae; Chlorophyta; Ulvophyceae; Bryopsidales; Ostreobiaceae. The record is from the annotation of a GenBank genome assembly.
AUGCAAUCACCAUGCCCUGGUCCAUAUCGCCCAAGGAUAAAAACGCCAUCACUUGAGGCUUUUAUGCUUUGCAACGGUGUUUUGAUUCAUCCUCAAUAUAUAUUGACUACGUCUGAGUGCGUGUCCCUUCAUGCUGGACAAUCAAGCGUGUACAUUGGUGAUGAUGAAUGGACACCGGAAGUGGAGGUUGUCAGCGUGGUUACCCAUCCUGAUGCGGUGAUGCUCUUUCAGGAAAUUGGAUUUUAUGAGAAACACCUCGACAUCGCAUUGGCCAAGCUUGAAUACCCAGUCAGGAAAUCAGUGCUCCCCUUGCUCUCUGGCACCAGCAUCAGAGGAGGUGAUAGCCUGACAGUCAUCAGUGUCGACUGGGGUGCCCGCCUGUCACAUUUCUCUGGCACACGCGUCAGUUGCAGGAAUUACGUUCAUGGAUGGGAACCAACAAUGGAGUGGCAGUUGCAGUGCUUUGUCACUGAAGGGAAUGUAUCACUGGGCGGAGUUGUUUCAGGUUUUCCAGUUCUCAUUGCUCACAACGGCAUGAAUGGUGUGGAAGAUGGAAAGCCAUGGAAUGACGUCGUUGCUGGAAUAGGCUACUCCUGGCAACUUCAAGAAGGAAAAUGUGUGAAAGCUGACAGAUGUCAACGUGUGUAUGUGUCCUUAUCAAUUCAAUACUACAGGCGAUGGAUUCAACGCAAGCUGGAAAAGGACUCCUCUGCUGCAGGACAGGAUGGUUUACUGUUUCCACUCAGUGCCAGUCUGGCAUUAACUACUGUAUCUGUGGCGGUUGCUUACUGGCUGUUAUCUGCUGGAAGACAUAGAAGAAAAGUAAGGGUGAGGGUGUCCGCUGCUCAGUUGGAGGCUCACCUGAGUGGCCUGCGAUACAACCAGAAGAUGAUACGCUUCCUAGAAGAGCAAUUGCAGAAAGUGGGUGGCUUGGAGAGACCAGAAGCUGCAUCAUCCAAAGACUGGACAUCGUUUUGCCAUCAUCGUGAAAAAGCAGGCAGACUCGUGGAUAAGCACAGAAAGCAGUUUGACAUGAAGAAGUUUUACAGGAGCAAAGAUGUUAAGCGCAGCGUGGAGAGGUUGUGCUCUGUCUGGAAAGAGUUGAUUUUGGAAUGGCAAUUACCUGUGGUCAUAGAUGAAACAGUACCUGAUCCCAUUUUUUCCGAGGACCGAGAGUACUUGUACAUGGUCCUUGCAUAUGUGCUCAAAGGCAGGCAGUUGGAUUUCCGAGAUGCUAGGCUACUGGAAGAGUGGGAGAUUGUCAAACAGGAGCAUGAGGUAGAACUCCAAAGGAUGCAGCUGAUUGAAGAGGCCGAGCUCAAGUUGGGAGAGAGAAUUGGACGUGGUGGUGGUGGAGAUGUGUACAGAGCUCAGUGGAACGGAGGUCGAGUGGCAGUCAAGCAGCAGAUGAGACCCACAAGUGCGGAGUUGGGACUUGAGGACUUUGCAGAUUUCUGGAAAGAGAUAUCCAUUCAGGCUUCGCUGAAUGACCCCCACGUCACUCCCAUGUAUGCGGCCACCAGGUCAGGCUGGCUGGUCAUGGAACUGGCAGAUGGCAAUUUGAUGAAGUUGUGCAAGCGGCACAGGGGGCAGUGGCCAUGGUCCACAAAACUCAAGCUUGCAAAACAGGCUGCAGCGGCACUGCGGUAUCUGCACAGCAGAACCCCUCCUGCAAACCACCGCGAUGUGAAGAGCCAGAACUUCCUCGUUUUUGGCGGAGAUCCCAAAGACUGCAUAUUGAAGAUUGCCGAUUUUGGGCUCACAGACUUUGUUAGGCACACGCGCAGCUCCUUGACCACGACGCAGCCAGGAGGGACACUUGAAUGGCAAGCUCCAGAGCCCUGCAACGACUUGCCCAUCACCUUGGCCUCUGACAUCUUCAGUCUCGGAGUGGUGAUGUUCGAGAUAGUCACAGGGUGCCACCCUUACGCUACUGAGGCAGGUGACUAUAGCACACCGUUUGCGGUCAUGAAAAUGAAACUGGGAGAAAGAGAUCCUUGUCCUAGCUCGCCAAGGGACUGCCCUUCGGCGAUGCUGGCAUUGAUGAGAAGGUGCAUUGCUGUGAACACUAAGAGCAGGCCUGACAGCAGGGCUCUGUGCAGUGCACUUGACGAAUUGCCAGAUGAUUGGGUUUAUGAAUGCUAG